UGUCACUACAAAUCAAGAUCAAGUUGAAUGGCAUAGAAAGUUUUCAUACAUGCAACUUUUUAAUUUGAAAGAGAAUCAGGAUCAUAGUUAAAGUCAUAAAAAUUGACUGUAUUGUUAGCUGUAGGCCUAUAGAUUUCAGACAUUGACAAAAUUGCAAAAAGAUCUCAGUGACAUUUGAGAUUAUAAAGAUGUUUGAGUCCCUGCAUCAUUUUAUUUUGGCAUGAAAAAAAUUACAAAUUUGACAAAAAAGCAAUAAUGAAGUAAAACAAGGUUCUGCACAAGUUUGUUUCUGAGAACACGACUGGUAAUUUGUUGCUGAGAAACCAGGAAUGUGCUACCGGUAUCACAAUUGCAUUUUGUGUAACAUAGACAGGACUCUUAAAGCUAUCAAAAACACAUAACCAACCAUUUUAAACAUCAGCAAUUUAACAUCAGAUAAGGUACCAAAUGUAAUGUGUUGUAGGCCUAAUGUAUUUAUUGAUGUAAGAAGACGGCUGUAGUAAUCUGAAGAUGUUUCGUCUGCCACUCCGGCAGAGAGUGAUUUUAAAAUCGGCGUACAGAAGUCACAUGAUGAAGAUGAACAGAUUAAAGCAUGUCUGGAGAAGUCAACUGGUGCGACAGAGUUUUUAUAGAUUAUUUUAAAGAUGAACAAAACCAUAAAUUUGUGCCAUCUUCUUCAGUUAUACCUAAAAAAGGCGAAGGAACAUAUUUUACCAAUGCUGGAAUGAAUCAGUUUAGGCCAUUAUUUCUUGGUGCUGUACCACCUGGAAGUGUCAUGGCUGACUAUAAACGUGUUGUUAACAGUCAGAAGUGUAUCCGUGUUGGUGGCAAACAUAACGACCUUGAUGAUGUUGGACAUGACCUUUCUCAUCACACGUUUUUUGAGAUGUUGGGAAACUGGUCGUUUGGUGAUUAUUUUAAGAAAGAAGCGUGCAAUAUGGCGUACAAAUUAUUAACAGAAGUUUAUCACUUGCCUCCAGAAAGAUUAUAUUUUACCUAUUUUAGCGGAGAAAAAGCUCUAAAUUUAUUACCGGAUGAAGAAUGUAGAUCUAUUUGGUUAGAGUUAGGCAUUCCAGACAGUCACAUCCUACCGUUUGGAAUGAAAGAUAAUUUUUGGGAUAUGGGGGAGACUGGUCCAUGUGGUCCAUGUACCGAGAUACAUUAUGACCAUAUAGGGAAAGGGGGAGGAGCUUCUCUGGUUAAUACAGGAUCAGCAGAUGUUGUGGAGAUAUGGAACCUGGUGUUUAUGCAAUAUAACAGAGAAUCUGAGGAUCGUUUGCAUCUGUUGACCAAUCAACAUGUUGAUACUGGAAUGGGUUUAGAAAGAAUGUGUGCUGUACUUCAUGGAACGAAAUCUAAUUAUAGAACAGAUUUAUUCACUCCACUAUUUGAUAUUAUACAUAAGAUAAGUAAAGUACCGGUGUAUGGAGAUAAAGUUGGUACGGACGAUACAACAGGCUUAGAUACAGCCUAUAGAAUACUAGCGGAUCAUAUGAGAAUGAUAUCAGCUACUUUAGCAGAUGGACUUCUACCAGAUAGAGUUGGGCUGGGAUCUAAGGUACGACAUGUGAUGCAUCGAGCUAUACAGCAGUCUAUAGAUGUCUUCCAUUGUGAUAAAACUCUUCUAUUAGCUCUUGUUGAUCAAGUCUCUGAUAGUCUGGGAGAUACUUAUCCAGAAAUAGCUAAGAAUAAGCAAAAGAUCAAGGAUGUAAUAUCACUAACAGAAGAUAAUUAUAAAAGAAAUAUAGAAAAAGGAACGAAAGCUUUUAAUAAAAUGAUGAACAGAGAAGGUGAUAUAAAAAAACUAACUGGUAAUAUAAUGUAUGAAUUACAUGAUGGUAGAUAUGGUUAUCAUGUACCAAUAGAUCUUAUAUUAGAUCUGGCUGCUGACAGAAACCUACAAGUAGAUGAAGUAGAUUUUGAAUCAAUCUUAGAGAGUAAAAAGGAUGGUUCCGGUCAUACACCAGAUCUAGCAGCAGACAAACAGACGCUGAAUGCUGAUAUUUUAGAGAAACUACGAUGUGAUAAAAUCAUGACUGACGAUUCUUAUAAAUACAGAUAUACAUCAAAAGAUAGAGAAUAUGAGUUUGAGAAUGUACAGGAAAUUACUAUAAAGCGAAUGAUUUGUGACGGGACCUUAACGAAGAAAAUAGAAGAGGGCACCACUGGUUAUGUUAUUGUUGAUAAAACAAACUUCUAUGCAGAGAGUGGAGGUCAGAGUUCAGAUACUGGUCAGAUUAUAACUAAGACAGGUAAAGGUGAUAUUACAGAUGUUCAGGUGUAUAAAGGUUAUAUAUUACACAAUGUCAAGGUCACAAAAGGUCAUCUUCUGGUGGAUGAGGAUUCUCAACUUCUUCUUAAUCAGGAUGCUCGUAAAAACCAUAUGCGGAAUCACACUGCUACACAUCUCUUGAAUUCAGCCAUUAAGAAAAUACUGGUUGAUGCACAACAAAAUGGUUCCGACAUCCAGGCUGAUAAAUUAUCUUUUGAUUUGACAUCCGUGGGUACAUUAAGUUUAGAGAAUAUUGGUAGAAUAGAAGAUACAGUGAAACAAUGUAUACAAGAUGGUUGUGCUGUAGAGAGACAGGUUAUGUCCUUAUCACAAGCCAUGAAUAUACCCGGAGUUAUCUCCCUUCAAAAUGAGGUUUAUCCUGAUGAAGUGAGUGUUAUAAAGAUAGGAGAUAAUGUUUCUACAGAAUUAUGUUGUGGAACACAUGUGACUAAUACAAGAGAUAUUAUAGAUUUCUGUAUCACCAAAUUAUCUGGUGUUUCUCAGGGUAAAAAGAGGGUUACCUGUGUUACUGGUGACAGAGCUACUCAGGCAGCUAAAAACAAGGCUUUAUUAGAGGAAAAAUAUACACAAUUAGAAAAUAACGUCAAAUCUCUACAUGGGUCACAAACGUGGACUCAAGAUCUUAAAGAUAUUUACAAGAUGUUACGACUAGAAUUACUACCUAAAGUCACACGAGAUGUUUAUCAAGUGGAGGUUGAUCAACUACAGUCUAUUAUUAGAACAGAAUUAAAUAAACAAACAGCUAAAUAUGUAACACAGCUUGUUGAAAGUGAAUUGUGUACAGAGAUUGACAAAAAUAUAAAAAUCAUCACAACUCUACUCACAAAUGAUAUAAAACUGGUGGCGAAGUCGAUAAAAGAUGUAGAAAUAUCAAAGCCUAUAAUUCUGAUGUCAGAUGAACAUAUCAGUCCAUCUUUGAUUUUAAUUUGUCUACCAUCUAAAUCCAAAGAUUUUCAUAGCAAGUUAAAGAAAAGUGAGAUAUCAGGGAAAAUAUCCCCAGUGUCGUCUACAGGUGAUCGAGAAAUAUAUAGUAUUAUAAAUAAAACUCUUCUAUCAUCAGAUAGCUUACAACAAAUACAAAAUACUUUAAUUGAUUUAAUCAUGAAUAACAGAUAGCAGUUUAAUAAAGUCAACUGAGAUUUA
Molecule: messenger RNA, 3436 nt
Organism: Patella vulgata (common limpet)
Lineage: Eukaryota; Metazoa; Mollusca; Gastropoda; Patellidae
Product: alanine--tRNA ligase, cytoplasmic
Exons: 23
Coding region: 593-3409 (938 amino acids)
Biological process (GO): tRNA modification; alanyl-tRNA aminoacylation
Cellular component (GO): mitochondrion; cytoplasm
Molecular function (GO): ATP binding; aminoacyl-tRNA deacylase activity; amino acid binding
Source: RefSeq, a predicted model, not a curated record